UUAUCCGCGUCUCGCUCGCACCGACCGCGUCGCGUCGCGCCUCUGAGGUGCACUCGCUGUUCCUAUUAUUUUCGUGACGGGUAUUGCGCCGAAGCCGAUUCCCGCAUCCUCGCCCCCGAGACGCGAGGUCCGGUCUCGCGGCGGAGGCGGCGGCGGCGGCCGUUCGCAUCGCGCGCCAGUCCGCGCCCGAGGCCGAAUGUCGCAUCGGUUCGCGCCUAUGAAACUUUGUUAGCUAGUUUUCUCGGUUCGUCGAAAAUGUGGCACGUUCCUGAGUACGUAACGAGUCCGUGUCACGGCGGGUGACAGACGGACGAAACGUCAGAGUGGUUUGAUUUUAUUGGAACAGUGACGUGUGGUGAUAAGUGAGCGGAUUGUGUAUUAGCGUGCCCAUGCUACACCUGAAUGUGGAUGGAGUGCGGAGUGGAGUCGGAAGAUGCAUUUCAAAGAGUCGUUCGCCAUGAGCGAUCGACCGAACGAGCGCGGCCGCCGCAACUCCCGCUGCAAGGGUGCCGGCGUCAAAAUGGAGCACUUCCAAGCGGCGCUGGAUCCCCGCAAGCAGGAGCUGCUGGAAGCGCGCUUCCUAGGCGCCAAGGUGAGCGCGCGGGAGAAUCUUGUAGAAACACAUCGAGCCCCCGAAUGCAAGAUGAUGUCAGCUGGGUCACAAAUUCAGAUGGCACCACAAACGACUGUCAACACGGGGCAACCACUGCACAGUCAGGACUCCAAUAUGAGCACAGGGUCAUCGCAUAGUGAUAAAGAAGUUGAUGCAUUGACUCCUGAAAAGUCUGCUGCAAUGCGAGGCUCGACUGCAGCCCCAGGCGCUGCUCUUGUACCACCAAGUGGUGCAACACCUACUAUAGCUAUGCCAGAAAGAAAAAGGAAACGAAAAGGAGAAGAGGGCGUCGGCGGAGGUGGGGGCGGUGGCGGCGGCAAGCAGAGGCAUAAUUCUUCAGAUAAAAACAUUCGGGAAUAUUUCUCGAAACAUCCCUCAUCCAGUCCUGUGCGGCAUACUGGCGCCAAGUCACCGUCACCACAGGGCGCUAAUUAUCCUAUGUACCCACCGUCACCUUCGUCGUUACUGUCCACGGGAGCAGAUUUUUUACGUUCUGCUUCUCAACAGCGACCCCAUACAUCUGUUAAACAGGUUCAAACAGAACUGACAUGUCAGAGGAUACAAGAGUUAGAAACUCAAGCAUCAUCUGUUUUAGAAAUAAGAAAUAAUAGAAUAGAAGAAUUAACAAGAAGUAAUGAAGAACUGAAGCAUCAAGUUCAGGCACAGAGCAAGGUUAUAGAGCAACACAAAUCACACAUAAAUAAGUGUAUAGAAGUUGUAAAGAAGUUGUUGAAUGAGAAAAGUACUAUAGAAAAGAAGGAAGCACGGCAGCGGUGUAUGCAGAACCGGCUAAGGCUUGGCCAGUUCGUCACGCAGCGUGUCGGAGCCACCUUCCAGGAGAAUUGGACUGAUGGAUAUGCAUUUCAAGAACUCACAAGGCGGCAAGAGGAGAUAACCGCUGAAAAAGAAGAGAUCGACCGCCAAAAGAAGUUACUGUUCAAGAAGCGGCCGUCUAACAGCGAGGGCGGAGGCGGGCGCGGCAAGCGGACGUCGAGCGCGUCCGCCUCCGCACCCACCACACCGCAGCCACCGCCUUUACACAACGGCACAGACGCUCCUACCUUCCUCAAACCUGACCCCCUGCCUAGUAUGACAUGGCAGGAGUAUUACGAAGCAGACGAGAUACUAAAGUUACGACAAAGUGCAUUAAAAAAGGAAGACGCGGAUUUGCAGCUAGAGAUGGAAAAGUUAGAACGGGAAAGAAAUCUUCACAUUCGAGAAUUAAAACGGAUACAUAAUGAGGAUCAGAGUCGGUUUUCACAACAUCCUGUGCUCUCUGAUCGGUAUCUGUUACUGAUGCUGCUUGGGAAAGGUGGAUUUAGUGAGGUGCACAAGGCGUUUGACUUGCGCGAGCAACGUUACACCGCCUGUAAAGUGCACCAGUUGAACAAAGACUGGAAAGAAGACAAGAAAGCCAACUAUAUCAAACACGCGUUACGGGAGUACAACAUACAUAAAGCACUCGACCAUCCACGGAUUGUGAAAUUAUAUGAUGUUUUUGAAAUUGAUGGCAAUUCUUUUUGUACAGUUCUAGAAUACUGCAAUGGACAUGAUCUCGAUUUUUAUCUCAAGCAGCAUAAAACGAUCCCGGAGCGCGAGGCUCGAUCAAUCGUGAUGCAAGUGGUGUCUGCUCUCAAGUACUUGAACGAGAUAAAGCCACCGGUGAUACACUACGAUCUGAAGCCUGGCAACAUAUUGCUGACGGAGGGCAACGUGUGUGGCGAGAUUAAAAUCACUGACUUCGGCCUUUCUAAGGUGAUGGACGAGGAGAACUAUAAUCCUGACCAUGGAAUGGAUCUCACGAGUCAAGGCGCUGGCACUUACUGGUAUCUACCACCAGAGUGUUUUGUUGUCGGCAAGAACCCACCAAAGAUCAGUAGUAAGGUGGACGUUUGGAGUGUGGGCGUGAUCUUCUACCAAUGUCUAUAUGGCAAGAAGCCCUUCGGCCACAACCAGAGUCAAGCCACCAUACUCGAAGAAAAUACUAUACUCAAGGCGACCGACGUGCAGUUCGCCAAUAAACCCACUGUCAGUAACGAGGCUAAGAGCUUCAUCCGAGCGUGCUUGGCGUACCGCAAGGAGGAGCGAAUCGACGUGUUCGGGCUAGCGCGACACGAGUACCUACAGCCGCCGAUGCCGAAACCGCGCGGUGCGGGCGCACCGGCGGCGGCGGCGGCGGCAGCAGCGCCGGUGGCGUUCAGCGCGAACAUCUUCGGCGCGGGCUCGUCGUCCUAGCCGCGCCGCCGCCGCCCGGCCCGGCCGCGCCCGUGUACAUAGUGCCCAGUGCGGCGUCGACGGCGCGGUCUCCGGCGGCGUCUCGCCGGCCGCCUCGCCCCCCGCGGCUACCGGCCUCCGACCACACGCGCCCUACGUACAGAGUAAGCUGUCGUCAGUCAGUGGUCGAUCUCGAAAAUGUUAAUCGUUACAUAGAAACAUGAUAACAUGAACUACCUACCACAGAGACACUUGGUACAAUGUUGUCGUUGGGGUUGUCCCUUCCUGUUUUAAAACAAAUCUUUCCUCUUUAUAUAAUAUUAGUUUAGACUAUGAUAUUGUGGUAUUAUCAUAAUAAUUGAAGAUUGUGUCCCACAAGAAAAACCGACUUCAAUUGUGACAAAACCAGUUAAAGUUAAUUUUGGUCUAAAAAUUAACUACUGACCCGAUUUUAAUAAAAUUUCUAUGGGACCAAUCUGUAAGUAUAUCCAUUCAGAUAAGAAAAGAAUUUUCCAAAUCACUUUGGAACUGUCGGAGUUACGAGGUAACAAACAUAAAAAAGACAACCAAAUUGAGAACCUCCAUCUUUUUGAAGUCGGUUGAAAUUGACGACCUACUGGCGAGUUUUACUUUAUAAUUAUUUAUACUUACACUAUGAAAUUUUUCAUUUACAAUUGUCGAGACACAGGAAAAAAGUAUAACACACUAAUCCUCAAAGAUUGCAGUGCGUGACAAUUACCCUGUGUAUUUUUAUGUAUUGUCCGUUAUCUUAUUUGCAAUUUCUAGUUGUAUAGAAUAUUUUAUAUAUACUAUAAAUAGAUAUAUGGAGUAGUGAUGAUCACAGUAUCGUUCAUGUUUUCGCGUAACGAUUCGGAUUUUCCAGUUUGAGCACUGGCUGAAGCUUACACUCUGUACGUGGAUCCCCUGUGUCCCGACGGCGAGCUCGGCUCCCGUAGACGUACUUUUUAGUUUUGAAAACUUUGUCAGUUAAUAUCCGCAGUUGUAAAAUGACUAAGUAUCAUUUACAGAUUAAAAUUGUUUAAGAUUAUGCUUACUGUUGACUGUAUUUAUUGAGCGAGUGAUAAAAUGUGAUUCUCCAUUUAUGAAUGGUUUCAUCCUUUUAUCACUAGAGAAAAAAAAAUAAAAAUAAAACUUGGGACUAUCCCUUGCAUAUUAUAUAAGUUAUCCAUAUUAAAAAAAUUAAAAAUA
This is a messenger RNA of Galleria mellonella (greater wax moth), 4036 nucleotides long. RefSeq names its product serine/threonine-protein kinase tousled-like 2 (gene Tlk). NCBI's taxonomy places the organism in Eukaryota, Metazoa, Arthropoda, Insecta, Lepidoptera, Pyralidae. The record is from RefSeq and is a predicted model, not a curated record. Gene Ontology annotation, cellular component: nucleus. Gene Ontology annotation, biological process: chromosome segregation; peptidyl-serine phosphorylation; intracellular signal transduction. The coding region runs from base 434 to 2848 and encodes 804 amino acids. Gene Ontology annotation, molecular function: ATP binding; protein serine/threonine kinase activity. The transcript has 16 exons.